Aplysia californica (California sea hare) is the source of this 933-nucleotide messenger RNA. RefSeq names its product lysosomal protective protein-like. The record is from RefSeq and is a predicted model, not a curated record. NCBI's taxonomy places the organism in Eukaryota, Metazoa, Mollusca, Gastropoda, Aplysiida, Aplysiidae. Bases 1 to 933 code for a protein of 310 amino acids. Gene Ontology annotation, biological process: proteolysis. Gene Ontology annotation, molecular function: serine-type carboxypeptidase activity. The transcript has a single exon.
AUGAUCGGUUUCUUCAAGAAGUUCCCGGAAUACCACAAGAACGAUUUUUAUAUCACUGGUGAGAGUUAUGGAGGAAUCUACGUGCCAACAUUGGCGUAUAGAGUGGCUUUGAACCAAUCCAUGAAUCUAAAAGGAUUUGCAGUUGGCAACGGGGUUACUGAUAACAGGAUGGACUUUAAUUCAUAUGUUCAUCUCACCUACUACCAUGGUAUGGUAGGGCCUGCACUUUGGGACGAGGCUCUGCAAGAUUGCUGCCAUGGUGUUCCUAUCGACAAGUGUGAUUUUUACGAACAAAUUAGCAACCUAACCUGUUGCAAAGUCGUCAAUGCAAUUUACAAUACACUAUACAACUCAGGGAUAAACCCGUAUAACGUUUAUGCUGAGUGCGCGGGUGGCGUGACACAAAUGAACCAGCUAAUCAGAAAGUCGAAACCGGCAUGGUGGCCACUCUUCGGCCAGACGGACGGUUAUAAAGUCGACAAUGACAUAUUUUGCGAGAACGACACAGCACUAAUUACCUACAUGAACACGCUUGACGUGCGGGAAGCGCUUUAUAUCCCGUCAACUCUUCCAGAUUGGGAUGUUUGCAGUGACUUGAAAUACACGACCAUCUACAAAACAAUGGCGACCUUCUACAAGAAGCUGACUGUCUCCGGUGAGUUUCGCGUCAUGGUAUACAACGGAGACGCUGAUAUGAUGUGCAACUAUCUCGGAGACGAGUGGUUUGUGGACUCGCUGGGUCUCGGCAGAGUCGGUUAUCGGAAGCGUUGGUUGUACACUGCGGCGGACGGCACACAACAGGCCGGUGGCUUUAGACAGGACUACAAAUCUAACGUCCGUUAUCUCACUGUGCUGGGCGCAGGUCAUAUGGUAGCAACAGACCGACCAAGGAAGGCCCUGGAAAUGUUUGCAAGCUAUAUAAAAAAUAACUGA